Mastomys coucha (southern multimammate mouse) is the source of this 4547-nucleotide messenger RNA. It is a transcript of the gene Acp2, whose product is annotated as acid phosphatase 2, lysosomal. Lineage: Eukaryota; Metazoa; Chordata; Mammalia; Rodentia; Muridae. The transcript is spliced from 11 exons. Gene Ontology annotation, biological process: lysosome organization; dephosphorylation. The record is from RefSeq and is a predicted model, not a curated record. The coding region runs from base 69 to 1340 and encodes 423 amino acids. Gene Ontology annotation, cellular component: lysosome. Gene Ontology annotation, molecular function: acid phosphatase activity.
CAUCCGGGCGGCUGCAGCAGGUACCGCCCAAGGCGUUCCGGCCUCUUGCUACACAGCCUACAGCGGUGAUGGCCGGCAGACGGUCUGGUUGGAGCCAGGCAGCUCUUCUCCAGUUCCUUCUUGGCAUGUGCCUAACGGUGAUGCCACCCAUACAGGCCCGGAGUCUGCGCUUUGUUACCUUGCUGUAUCGACAUGGAGAUCGGUCACCAGUGAAGACAUAUCCCAAGGACCCCUAUCAGGAAGAGAAAUGGCCCCAGGGAUUUGGUCAGCUAACCAAGGAAGGGAUGCUACAGCACUGGGAGCUGGGCCAGGCCCUGCGGCAACGCUACCAUGGCUUUCUGAACACCUCUUACCAUAGGCAAGAGGUGUAUGUGCGAAGCACAGACUUUGAUCGUACUCUCAUGAGUGCUGAGGCCAACCUGGCUGGACUCUUCCCUCCCAAUGAAGUUGAGCACUUCAACCCUAACAUUUCAUGGCAGCCUAUCCCUGUCCACACCGUGCCCAUCACUGAAGACAGGUUGCUGAAGUUCCCUUUGGGUCCAUGUCCCCGUUAUGAGCAGCUACAGAAUGAGACUCGGCAGACACCAGAGUAUCAGAACAGGAGUAUUCAGAAUGCACAAUUUCUGGACAUGGUGGCCAAUGAGACAGGGCUUACAAACCUGACCCUAGAGACCAUCUGGAAUGUGUAUGACACACUCUUUUGUGAGCAAACACAUGGGCUGCUCCUGCCGCCCUGGGCCUCACCCCAAACCGUGCAUCGUCUGAGCCAGCUAAAGGACUUCAGCUUCCUCUUCCUCUUUGGGAUCCAUGAGCAAGUACAGAAGGCCCGGCUUCAGGGGGGAGUUCUGCUGGCUCAGAUAUUGAAGAACCUGACCCUAAUGGCAACUACCUCUCAAUUCCCUAAGCUUCUGGUUUAUUCCGCACAUGACACUACUCUGGUUGCUCUGCAAAUGGCACUGAAUGUCUACAACGGGAAACAAGCUCCCUAUGCUUCCUGCCACAUAUUUGAACUGUACCAGGAAGAUAAUGGGAAUUUCUCAGUCGAGAUGUACUUUCGGAAUGACAGUAAGAAGGCACCCUGGCCUCUAAUCCUGCCUGGCUGUCCUCACCGUUGCCCACUGCAGGAAUUCCUUCGUCUCACAGAGCCUGUCAUACCCAAGGACUGGCAGAAGGAGUGCCAGCUAGCAAACGAUACUGCAGAUACAGAGGUGAUUGUGGCAUUGGCUGUCUGUGGCUCCAUCCUCUUCCUUCUAAUAGUGUUGCUCCUCACUGUCCUCUUCCGGAUGCAGGCCCAGCCUCCUGGCUACCACCAUGUUGCAGACAGGGAAGACCAUGCUUGACAACCACUCAGUCCCCUUCCCUCUGCCUCCUAGGGGAGGUGGGCUGAGUCCUCGCUCCUGACCAUUGCUGAUCCCAGCACAGGGACAGGUUUAGCCUUCCCGAUUACCUACACCCAAAUGAAUGAGUGAGGCUCGGCUGGGCGCGUGAUACCUGUGACUCACCAUCUUCAUGCCUGAUGUUUACCAUGUACUGUGUUGGACACUGGCUUUCUCUAAAUGGGAUUUGCCUCUUCUAUACUCCCUAAGGACUUGAGAUACAGACAAGCAUUCAGGUUUCACUCAAAACCUGGGAUUAAAAAAAACCCCAAAACCUGAAGAAGUUGAUACUUGAUCUGCCCUGCUCUCCACCAAGCCUUGCUCCUUAUCUUCUAGCCCACAUCUUUGGCAAAUGGCUUGGAGGACAUUGUCCCAUGGUACUUUAGAGGCAAAAACUGCUAAUCACUAGGAGUAUAAAAAAUGGCUAUCAAGAGCCCGGGUCAUCCAACAGCAAAAUUUCCCUUUGGCUGAGGCUACCGUCAGUGUCAACCUCAGGCAGGUCUGAAGGAUAUUUGUGCUGUACCUGGAUGAGAGUGGGAAGACACAGGUAGGAGUGAAACACAUGGAAUCAUGAAGUGACUCUGCUCUGCUGGGCUGGACUCUUCAGGGACGUGAAGUAAAUGCAGCUGGUGAACCGUACACCUUGACUGUGGCCCCAAGUAGGGCUGAAGUAACUCCGAGGAAAUGAAGGUUUUGACUGUGAGUGCUGGUUCUGUGCCUUUUUUUCCUUCCCCAUUUCUGACAUCCAAGGAGCACUCUUACCAGGUCAGUACUAGGUAUACUCUGAAGCCCCAUUGGGCUUUUGGGCUUCUAGUUAGAUACAAACAGUAUGCUUUUAUUGGCCAUGCCAAGAGUGAACGUAAAAAUUUUUAAAUUCCCUGGUUAUUCUGCUACUAUAUAUCACAAAAAAGAAAAAAAGGACCUUGGCUCUAGCAUAAACUUGGCUUCCAGGCUCGACACAGCAGGGACCCUGAGUAGUUGGUUUACUCUUUAAUUUUCUGGAGCAAACUGUAGAGCAGUAACAUGUCAGCAUCCUAGUCCCACAGAACCCCACACCACAAGUGUCCCUGCUCCAGCCCACGCCACAAGUGUCCCUGCUCCAGCCCAUACUUCUGGCCUAUUAACAAACAGCUGCCACUUUUCACAGAACAUGUUCCCAUCUCUGGGCUCCAGUAUUGCUGUCCCACACCAUCUUCAUAGUCUUUUAUGAUCUUUUUGUGACCCAUCUUCCUCUGGGCGCCAAAUAAGAAUAUGAAAACCUAGAAGAAACAAGAAGUCUGACACCUUCUGUAGCUGGUCUGUCUCAGAGGUUGGGGAUGUCUUGGGGGAACUAACAGACUGACACUGCCAUGACCAAAACAAAGCAAGGGUGACCUAGGCCAGAGACCACUGUCUUUCAGAUAUAUUUACUGCCUACUGCCCUGGGACAAAUAGGGUAGAGGUAAGGUGAAUUUAGCCUCCACUGCAACCUAGGAUAGAGUUAGGCUUAGACAGUUCAAGAUACAGUUGCUUUUACUCACCCAUAGUAGAGGCCAGUGUGUCUCCCAUAGGAUUGAACUCAUUGAGCUACAAAGGUAAGAGUACAGGCGUGAAGCUGGGGUAAAGGCAGUACAGAGGCAGUAAGUACAUGGGGAAUAAUUCUGAUCAGGAAGGUAGCUAGACUCCCUGCUUCCUCCCAUCACUGUUUGGGGGUCCAAGUCUCACCGAAGUAAUACCGGAAUAUCCUGGAUCGUAGAGCUGACACGUCAUCUUCCCGGAGCUUCCAUCAAACACAUCUAUUGUCCUUAGUUCAUAGGGAACACAACCUUUAAGAUUAGGAUCUGGGUAUCGGCCCACAACAAUGAGGUUGUACCGUGAAUGCCAGGUUGCCUAGGAAACAGAGAGGUCAGUCAGUAUGUAAAGUAUUUUUUUAAUUUGGGGACAGUGACUCAGUUGGUACAGGUACACCUGAGUUUGGAUCCCCAGCACCCCUAUAAAAACCUUGUCACGAUACACCUAGAAUUCCAGCUGGGAGGUGGAGACAGGAAUCCUGGAACCUGCUAGCUAUCUACUAGAGCCAAAACAGUGAGUUCCAGGUUCCGUGAGAAAUGGUUUCAAAAAUAAGGUGGAGAACAAUUGAGAAAGACACCUGCUGUCAACCUCUAGCCUGCACAAAGUAUUCUUUAAGGGCCGGAUAUCCAGCUCUGUGGCAGAGCAUCUACACAGCAUACACAAGGCUGUAUGUUUGACCCCAGAAUCUCACACACAGGACAGCCUGGUCUACACAGAAACGCUGUCUUGAAAAAACAAAAGUCUGGACAAGGAUGACGGGAAAGUAUUUGUUAAGAGUCAGAGGUGUUCAGUGGUAAAGACCUUGCUCAGCAUGCACAAGUGUUCAGUCCCCAGAAUUGCAAAAAAAAAAAUAACAAAACAAAAAUGCCCAAGUUGGUGGUAUCUUAAAAAACUGCAAGAGAGGAGCUAGAAAGAUGGCUCAGUGGUUAAGAACACAUGCUAUUCUUGCAGAGGGAAGCUGGGCUCAAUUCUAAUACCUACAUACUAGCUCACAAUAUAACUCCACUUCCAGGUGAUCCAGUGCCCUCUUCUGGACUAUAUACAUACACAGUGUGUGUAUAUGAACAUAUAUGUAUGUGUAUAUAAUAUAUAUACAUAUGUAUAUAUGAAUAUUUUCUCAUUUUUUUUAACCACUCAUUGGUCAAGAAGAACCUAAUACUGCAUAUAAGACAAGUAUAAGGGCUGAGCAGAUCACUCAGCAGAUAAAGGCUUUUGACCCCAACCAAGCCUGAUAACCUGAGUUUGAUCCCCAGAGCCUAUGUAGUGGGAGGGAAAAACCAAUGCUGACCACCCGCCCACUGUGGCAUGAGGGUAUAGGCACACACAUAACAUUAAUAAAUAAGUGUUUUUAAUUUUUAAAAGACUUCUCUGGUUUACAUAGUCAGGCCAGCCAGGACUAUUAUACAUUUAGGAGAGGUCUUAAAAGUGAGUUGGCCUACAUUAUACAUGCUUGCUUUCCAGGUCCUUAGGACACCUCAGACCCUUUCUUUUAUUUUAAAGACAUUUUAAAACUGAUUUUUGUGUAGUGACUCACUCUGUGUACUCCUGGCUGUCCUGGAACUUGCAUUGUAGAUCCAGAUGGCCUCAAACUACUGGGAUUAAAGGCAUGCACCACCACAA